This is a messenger RNA of Monosiga brevicollis MX1, 1464 nucleotides long. RefSeq lists its product as uncharacterized. Gene Ontology annotation, molecular function: N-acetylgalactosaminide beta-1,3-galactosyltransferase activity. The coding region runs from base 1 to 1464 and encodes 487 amino acids. Lineage: Eukaryota; Choanoflagellata; Craspedida; Salpingoecidae. The transcript is spliced from 2 exons. The record is from RefSeq and is a predicted model, not a curated record. Gene Ontology annotation, cellular component: membrane.
AUGCCGAGCGUCCGAUCGGCGGUGUUGGUGGCGCUGCUGGGCGUGGCGUUGCUGCUCUCCGGGGCGUGGCUGCUUAUGCAGCGGCAGAACAUUCCCGUGCUGACCGACCUGAGCGCUGACCGUGUGGUGCUCGAUCAUGGUCUCUCGCUCGACCAUCCAAGCGUGCCCGAGCCGUCGACGACAACCAGCGCCAACGGCUUGGAGGAGGGCGAUGAUGGCGACGAUGACCGGCCCUACAAUGGCGAUCCCAUCAGCGAGCUGACCGUACCUCCAGGUCGCCUUCGCCUGGCCACGUCCCUGCUGUGCCUUGACACUUAUGAGGCCGGGCGCCUCAAGCUCUGGUACUGUUACAAUGAGCAACCGUCCACUCAGGGGAACCAGUUUUGUCGGCAGCUACUGGAUCGCCAUGCCUUUGGCGUGGACUGGACAUUUCCGGGUCCCAGACUUGAGACCAACGACACAAGCCAUUCCGAUCUAUCGGCCACCAGCUUGUUGACGCCUUUACCCAAGCAGGCUCGGCUAGCGCGUGACUUUCGGCAAGGCACCCAGCAUCGUUAUUUGUGCUGGCUCAUGGCUCAUCCCGCCAAACUCCACACGCGCACGCGCGCCGUUCUCAGCACAUGGGGCCAGUAUUGUCACCAUCUGGUUCUGGUCUUGCCCAACCCACACAACGGGCGCUUGCGCCAAGUGACCGUGCCCACCCGAAACGAUGAGCCGUCGCUCGAACUUUUAUACGUUCCCAUUCCGGGCCAACGCGACCGCCGUGUCUACCUCUGGCGCAAGUCGCGGGCCGUCUGGCAAUGGCUCUACGAGGGCUAUGGGACCCUUUUUGACAUAUUUGUACGCGCAGAUGACGAUACCUACCUGAACAUGCCUCAGCUUGCGGCACUGCUUGAGGCCCGGCAAAUCGGGCCCUCCAACGCCACCUUCUUGGGGCGCCGCUAUCAGGUCCAGUACGCAGGCCACAACGUCUCUUAUUACUCGGGGGGAUCUGGGACCAUCCUGACUCAAGCAACUUUGGGACGCCUGGGUCGCGCACUGCAAGACCACGAGGCUCGUCAUGGCGCAGAAGUGGCCGGAGAUGAGGUGGAGGAAGGGGAGCUGGUUGAUGAUGAUGCUGCUCGGGAUCCUAUCCACAACUUUGACACCUUUGCCGACGACAUGGAGUUGGGCCGGGUCUUGGAACAAUUGGGCAUUCCAGUGAAGCAAUGGAGUGAUGCAGCCGGUCGGCGAUUGUUCCUUGGACUGGGCCUCGAUGAUGAGCGACUCAUGAGUCGGGAGCGGGACCCACAUGCAUGGCUCUGGAGUUACGACCAAUCGGCGAAGCAUGGGCGGGAGUGUUGCAGCCCCAAAUGGGUUGGCACCCAUUAUCUAGAUUGGCAAGCCAUGUAUUACAUGCAUGACCUGAUUCUUCUGGGUUGUGAGGGGCACGGGGACGAAGUGUGGUGGUUGGAGGGCAGCUAG